Drosophila kikkawai is the source of this 1745-nucleotide messenger RNA. Its product is annotated as zinc finger protein 678. Gene Ontology annotation, biological process: regulation of transcription by RNA polymerase II. NCBI's taxonomy places the organism in Eukaryota, Metazoa, Arthropoda, Insecta, Diptera, Drosophilidae. The record is from RefSeq and is a predicted model, not a curated record. Gene Ontology annotation, cellular component: nucleus. Gene Ontology annotation, molecular function: DNA-binding transcription factor activity, RNA polymerase II-specific.
UCAAGAGCGCGUCUUGAAAAUUUACGCAGGGGUUUUGUUUUAAAUAAUAAUAAUUUAUUAUUAUUAUUUUAUAGAAUAAUAAUAUAGAUUAUCUUAUGAGUUUCCUAACUAAGAUUGAAUUUACACACAUAAAAGGUUUAAAAGCAUCCCAAACCCCCUGGCAGCUGCCCCUGUCUGGUGCCCGUUUUGAUGUGAUUAGGAUUUGUAUUGUGGUGGUUGCAUUUCUCAAAAGAAGCGACGCCAAUGGAAGGAAUCCAGUGAACCGUCUGCCCAGUGACCAAGUCGACAUGAUCAGGCUGCAGACGACGCCGCCUUCAAAUUCACCCGGUGGCUACCACAACUUCCGAUGCGGCGAGAUUCUGUACAGCAGCCCGGCCAGCUACGAUGUCUGUUGUUCGCUGUGCGGCCAGCGUCUGGCGUUGGACAGCUUCCCAAACCACUUUCGGACGCAACAUCUCAGCGGUAACGAGCCGGAGAGCGAUCCCAUUGCCCAAGAGGACAGAAAAUCACUGGAGAAUGAAGAGGAGUUGGUGAAGGAGGAGCCGAAGCCAGAGGCGGAGGAACAUGUGGAAAAGGAGGAAGCAACGACGGCCAUGGAGAAUACGCUGGUGGAGACGCAAGAGGACCUGCUCGACAUGAACCUCGACUGGACAAGCGGUCAGCUGGAAACCAAAGUGGAACACGAGGAGGACGAGGAUGAUAAGGACGAUGAUGACGAUGAUUCCGAGCAGGCCAGCCAGGUAGACGACACCAAGGACAUGCUGUUCCAGUGCGAUCAUUGCGACCGAGCCUACAACAGCAAGCGCAGCUUGCAGAGCCACCGACGCCUCAAGCACACCGAUGUGGUCGUUGGCGCGUCCAAGGAGAAGGCUUCCACGGAGCGCAAAGCCAAGAAGCGGAAAGGUCCCCCCAAGGUGUACAAGUGCCAUGAGAAGGAGUGCAAUCAGACGUUUCGCACGGAGCGCGACCUGCAUGGCCAUCGCUGGAAGCACACGGGCAUCUUUUGCGACAUCUGUGGCAAACCCUUCACCCAGUCGGGCAACAUGAUGCGCCACCGGCAGCGGCACAGCGGCAUUAAGCCCCACAAAUGCCCCGAAUGCGAUGCGACCUUUUACACGCAGAAGGAGCUAUCCUCGCACAGUAUCUGCCACACGGGCCGCAUGCCCUGCAUCUGUGAGGUGUGCGGUCGGCCCUGCCGAGAUCGGGGCGUGCUCACGGCCCACAUGCGACGGCACACCGGCGAACGGCCGGCCAAGUGCGAGGUUUGCGGCAAGGCCUUUUACAGCUUCCAUGACCUCAACGUCCAUGCUGUCUCGCAUACUAGUCUGCGGCCCUUUGUCUGCGACGUCUGCGGUUCCACGUUCCAGCGCAAAAAGGCCCUGCGCGUCCACAAGCUGCUCCACUCGGAGCAGCGAAAAUAUGCCUGCAAGCUGUGCGGCAAGACCUUUGCCCAAUCCGGCGGACUCAAUGCCCAUAUGCGCAGCCACGAUCCGAGUAGGGUAAAGGGACCGGUGAAGCCCCUGCCGCAGUCGGUUACCAUAGAGGUUAUCGAGGGUCGGACGGCGCCCACCACCACCAUCACAAUGGCCAUUGAUCUGAAUGUAGAGGAGGAGGAGCAACACCAGCAGCAACAGCAACAGCAGCAGCUGUCAGCGAGUGGCGGCGAUGGAGGAGGCUCUUGGCCUUUGACACCCGGCUAGCACAGAAGAGCUCUGGUUAGGAUUAGGCUAGUUAAGCACCAGUGC